Polyodon spathula (Mississippi paddlefish) is the source of this 2404-nucleotide messenger RNA. It is a transcript of the gene srp54, whose product is annotated as signal recognition particle 54. Lineage: Eukaryota; Metazoa; Chordata; Actinopteri; Acipenseriformes; Polyodontidae. Gene Ontology annotation, biological process: SRP-dependent cotranslational protein targeting to membrane; SRP-dependent cotranslational protein targeting to membrane, translocation. Gene Ontology annotation, cellular component: cytosol; signal recognition particle, endoplasmic reticulum targeting. Gene Ontology annotation, molecular function: endoplasmic reticulum signal sequence receptor activity; 7S RNA binding; GTP binding. Bases 304 to 1818 code for a protein of 504 amino acids. The record is from RefSeq and is a predicted model, not a curated record. The transcript is spliced from 17 exons.
GUCGAGGUCAGAUUUUAAUGGUGACGUUUCUAUGUGGUCCUGGACGGAAGAAGAGGUUUUGUGUUUGUUCGGAUUCCACUGGGUACUAUUACGACUGCUGGUAAUCAGAGUGUAAAAGGCAAGGAUUGCCCCUUUUCUCCUGUUAUCACACCACAUAACGCCUCAUCGUUCAGCUGGGUUACCUUAUGGAUUGAGUCUGAGGAUCUUCGUAUUGAACAGCCGAGCAGGGAUUCCUUUUUUACGAUUCAGUUGUGUUUACAACUGCGUUUUCACCGGAUUUUUGGUUUUUAAGAAGCUGUCAAAAUGGUGUUAGCUGAUCUUGGAAGAAAAAUAACAUCGGCGUUGCGUUCGCUGAGCAAUGCAACAAUCAUCAACGAAGAGGUUUUAAAUGCCAUGCUGAAAGAAGUCUGUGCGGCAUUACUAGAAGCAGACGUAAACAUAAAACUAGUUAAGCAGUUAAGAGAAAAUGUCAAGGCAGCAAUAGAUCUUGAAGAAAUGGCAUCUGGUCUUAACAAAAGAAGAAUGAUACAGCAUGCAGUUUUCAAAGAACUAGUCAAGCUUGUUGAUCCGGGGGUCAAAGCCUGGACACCAACGAAAGGAAAAAAUAAUGUCAUCAUGUUUGUUGGUCUUCAGGGGAGCGGAAAAACAACAACCUGUUCAAAGUUGGCAUAUUACUAUCAAAGGAAAGGCUGGAAAACAUGUUUGAUAUGUGCAGACACAUUCAGAGCAGGUGCUUUUGAUCAGCUGAAACAGAAUGCAACAAAAGCAAGAAUUCCUUUCUACGGCAGUUACACAGAGAUGGACCCAGUUAUUAUAGCUGCAGAUGGUGUGGAAAAGUUCAAAAAAGAAAAUUUUGAAAUAAUAAUCGUUGACACCAGUGGUCGUCAUAAACAGGAAGACUCCUUGUUCGAAGAAAUGCUUCAGGUUUCCAAUGCUGUGCAACCAGAUAACAUUGUGUAUGUGAUGGACGCGUCUAUCGGUCAGGCUUGUGAAGCACAAGCCAAAGCUUUCAAAGAUAAAGUAGACGUGGCGUCUGUGAUUGUGACCAAACUGGAUGGACAUGCAAAGGGAGGAGGUGCUCUCAGUGCCGUUGCUGCCACCAAAAGUCCUAUAAUUUUCAUCGGUACUGGAGAGCACAUUGAUGACUUUGAGCCAUUUAAAACCCAGCCUUUCAUCAGCAAGCUUCUUGGUAUGGGAGACAUUGAGGGAUUGAUAGACAAAGUCAAUGAACUUAAGCUGGAUGACAAUGAAGAGUUGAUAGACAAGUUGAAACAUGGUCAGUUUACAUUGAGAGACAUGUAUGAGCAGUUUCAAAACAUCAUGAAAAUGGGACCUUUUAGUCAGAUCAUGGGCAUGAUUCCAGGAUUUGGAACAGAUUUCAUGAGCAAAGGUAAUGAGCAGGAGUCAAUGGCCAGGCUGAAGAAACUAAUGACAAUAAUGGACAGUAUGAAUGACCAAGAGCUGGACAGUAAAGAUGGUGCCAAGCUUUUUAGCAAACAGCCUAACAGAAUUCAGAGAGUGGGACGAGGAGCUGGUGUUGCCACCAGAGAUGUACAGGAGCUUUUAACACAGUAUACCAAAUUUGCACAGAUGGUGAAAAAGAUGGGCGGCAUCAAGGGACUGUUCAAAGGUGGUGAUAUGUCCAAGAAUGUCAACCCAUCACAGAUGGCAAAAUUGAAUCAGCAAAUGGCAAAAAUGAUGGAUCCCAGAGUUCUUCACCACAUGGGUGGCAUGGCUGGGCUCCAGUCUAUGAUGAGACAGUUUCAGCAAGGUGCUGCAGGCAACAUGAAAGGCAUGAUGGGAUUCAACAAUAUGUGAAGACAAAGCCGUAAUAAACUGUGUCAUUAAACCUUAUUUAAAACAGUCAUAUUUCAGGAAACAAAAGUUGUGGUGGGGUGCGUUUCAGCUUUUUACUGCCCAACAGUCUGAAUUUCUUCAAAUAACUGAACAAAUGAAUUUCAGUUUUAUAAAGCGGUGUUUUAGUGUUUAAUUUCCCCCCAGCAACACUACUCACUUUUAAACAUUUCAGUGAUAUUAAUCUGCAAAUAGGGACAGUGCGCCCCCUAUAUGACGCUGUAGUUGGGAGCAGUAGUUGAGAGACUCUGCUAUUUGGGUUCCACCUUUUAUAAUGUGAAAACUAGUGUUAGUGUAAUGGCAUUAUGGGGGAAAUGGGAGCCACGACCGUACCGCCUUAUAACCUGUUUUGCAGUAUAAAGUGGGAGCCCUUUAAUUUGGAAGAGAUUUUCAGGUUUUUUUUGAAAAAUUAUAUUUCCUCUUAGUUGUAUUUUAGUCUAGCUAUAACAGGCAGGCAAUGUACCGAUGAAAAAUUAAGUAAAAUGGGGCUUUAGUCCAUGACAUUAUUUUGUCAUCAAAUGUGAUGUAUAAUAAAAUGUAAGAUUUGUAA